AUUUUGCACCUUCUUGUGAGUUGUGAUUCCUCGAGACUAGCUGAUAGUUCAUUUUGGCUUGAUCAUUCCCCUGUACUUUUAUAGUCACUGCUCGCGCUGUCCUGUACUGGGUAGUGUGCGCUCGUUUCGUGAGGUUCAUGGAAACGGACGGAUCCGCGGUGCCGCAACGCCCGGCGCGUGUGCAACCAGACGACGCCGGUGCUCACAUCCCGUCGUGCCGCCACGCCGAGGAACCGUCCUUCAGUGAGCGGCACGGUGACGUGAUCGCCAUGGCAGCGGCGUCCCCUGGGUACUCGCCGUUCCAAGCGCCCGCUCUCCCAACGGCGCACUCGGUGUCAAUCAGCUUGCCGGCGUCGCCGACUAGGUUCGACAUCGCAAGGACGGAGCUGGAGCUGCAGCGACACGCCGUCACGGAUGCGUCGCUCAUGUGUCCGCUCCCGCCGCGCGGCCCGGCGCCCAUCGCGCUCGCGCAGCCCGACAAGGUGGUGUUCCGGUCCCAGCCGAUCCCCGCGGCGCCGCCACAGGCCAAGAAAUCCCAGGUGUACGACGACUCGAACCGGAGCGCUCCUCCGCCGCCCAUGGCGAGGACCAAGGCGCGCAGGGACAGGAGCUACGACUCGUUCAAGACGUGGUCCGGGAAGCUGGAGAAGCAGAUCACCACGCACCUACUAGGAUCCAGGCCGCAGCAGCAGGAGCAGGAGGAGCCCGAGGAAGAAUACGCGGCGAGCAACCGCCCCAGGUCCUCCAUGCCCGGAGUGCAGCGCUUCUUCGCUGCGCUGGAAGGCCCUGAACUCGACAAGCUGAGGUCCUCGGAGGAGCUGAUCCUGCCGUCCGACAAGACGUGGCCGUUCCUGCUCCGCUUCCCGGUGUCCGCGUUCGGCAUGGGCAUGGGCAUGAGCAGCAUGGCGAUCCUGUGGAAGAGGAUCGCGAUCUCGGCGUCGACGCGAUUCCUGCACAUCACGCUCAAGAUCAACAUGGUGCUCUGGUGCAUCUCGGUGGCGCUCAUGUUCAUCCUCUCGGUGCUGUACGCCUGCAAGGUCGUCUUCUACUUCGAGGCGGUGCGGCGCGAGUACUACCACCCGAUCCGCGUCAACUUCUUCUUCGCGCCGUGGAUCGCGUGCCUGUUCCUGGCCAUCGGCGUGCCGGAGCUGGUCGCGGCCAGCCUCCCGCAGUGGCUCUGGUACGUGCUCAUGGCGCCCAUCGUGUGCCUGGAGCUCAAGAUCUACGGGCAGUGGAUCUCCGGCGGGCAGAGGCGGCUGUCGCGGGUGGCGAACCCGACGAACCACCUGUCCGUCGUCGGCAACUUCGUCGGCGCGCUCCUCGGCGGCAUCAUGGGCCUGAAGGAGGGCCCCCUCUUCUUCUUCGCCGUCGGGCUGGCGCACUACAUCGUGCUGUUCGUGACGCUGUACCAGAGGCUGCCGACGAGCGAGACGCUGCCCAGAGACCUCCACCCGGUGUUCUUCCUGUUCGUGGCCACGCCCAGCGUUGCCUGCCUGGCCUGGUCGAGGAUCACCGGCGAUUUCGGCUACGGGUCCCGGAUCGCUUACUUCAUCGCCAUGUUCCUCUACGCGUCACUUGCUGUUCGGAUCAACCUGUUCCGGGGGUUCCGGUUCUCGCUGGCGUGGUGGGCUUACACGUUCCCGAUGACGAGCGCGGCGAUCGCGUCCAUCCGGUACUCGUCUGAGGUGAGGAAGAACGUGUUCACGCAGUGCAUGUGCAUCGGGCUCUCCGCGGCCGCGACGCUGACGGUGACGGCGCUCUUCUUCACCACGCUGCUGCACGCGGUGGUGCACCGGGACCUUUUCCCCAACGACAUCUCCAUCGCCAUCACGGAGCGCCGGCUCAAGCCCAGCGUCGUCGCGACGGUGAUGAUGCAGGAGAGCGGCAGCAAGGCGGCGCUCGCCCGCGCCCCCUCCGACGACAGGGGCCUGGAAGCCGCCGUUGCGACGUCGUAUACGUAAACCGAUCAGCUGGGCAACCGUUGCCGGCGUUGCGCUCGCUGAUGGAUCUCUAGCUCGCAAUGAUCUGGAUUUACAUCUAUUUUCUAUCUAUUAUAUUAUUUGAGUAUUAAAAUACAUU
Messenger RNA from Phragmites australis (common reed), 2079 nucleotides. RefSeq names its product S-type anion channel SLAH2-like. The coding region runs from base 138 to 1961 and encodes 607 amino acids. Gene Ontology annotation, biological process: intracellular monoatomic ion homeostasis; transmembrane transport. Gene Ontology annotation, cellular component: membrane. The record is from RefSeq and is a predicted model, not a curated record. Gene Ontology annotation, molecular function: voltage-gated monoatomic anion channel activity. The transcript has 5 exons. Lineage: Eukaryota; Viridiplantae; Streptophyta; Magnoliopsida; Poales; Poaceae.